AUGAGCGACACGGCCGCACUCAAGCGACAGCUGCAGAUCAAGACGGGCGUGGUGAAGCGUCUGACGGCGGAAUCGGCAUCGUACGUCCAAGAGGCAGAGGAGCAGCAGAGGAGGGUGGACAAGUUCGUCGCCGAGGGUCGAGACGAGUGGGACGUCAAGAAGCAGAGAGAGGUACUCGAAGACUGCCGCAAGAUGAUCCCCGACUGCCGAAAGCGACUCGAAAAGGCUACAGAGGAUCUCGAGGUGUUGCUCGAGGGAAUCGGAAACGAAGACGCGGCGCUCGAGGAAGAGGUCAAGACUGCCCAGUCGUUCUGCGAUAAGGCUAGGCAGAGCCUCAAGGCUUGA
Pseudozyma flocculosa PF-1 is the source of this 345-nucleotide messenger RNA. RefSeq lists its product as uncharacterized. The transcript is spliced from 4 exons. Bases 1 to 345 code for a protein of 114 amino acids. The record is from RefSeq and is a predicted model, not a curated record. Gene Ontology annotation, molecular function: beta-tubulin binding. Gene Ontology annotation, cellular component: microtubule cytoskeleton; cytosol. Gene Ontology annotation, biological process: tubulin complex assembly; post-chaperonin tubulin folding pathway. NCBI's taxonomy places the organism in Eukaryota, Fungi, Basidiomycota, Ustilaginomycetes, Ustilaginales, Ustilaginaceae.